CCAAUUCUUAACAAGAUGUUAGAAGAACAAUCUUCAAAGAAUACAGUUUGGACACCAUCAAAGGUGAUUGCUCGCCUUGGCAAGGAAAUAAAUGAUAAAAGCUCAUACUUGUACUGGGCUUAUAAGAAUGGCAUUCCAGUCUAUUGCCCUGCACUAACUGAUGGCUCUCUAGGGGAUAUGCUGUACUGCCAUUCAAUACGCAGUCCUGGUUUGCUUAUUGAUAUUGUGCAAGAUAUACGAGCCAUUAAUGAGGAAGCUGUUCGUGCUGGCCUUAGAAAAACUGGAAUGAUUAUUCUGGGUGGUGGGCUACCAAAGCACCACAUAUAUAACGCCAACAUGAUGCGUAAUGGUGCAGAUUUUGCUGUUAUUAUCAACACAGCUCAGGAGUUUGAUGGGAGUGAUUCUGGAGCACAACCUGAUGAAGCAGUUUCAUGGGGGAAAAUAAGAGGAUCUGCGAAAAGUAUAAAAGUACAUUGUGAUGCUACAAUUGCUUUUCCUCUGCUGGUGGCUGCAACAUUUGCACAGAGGACAAAAUGACUACAAAGGGACAGUAGGUAUAUGAGUACAUCCACAGUGACAUCGAAGAGGAGUAAAAUAACUGCUGAGCGUUCGUUGGUAUUAUAUCAGCCGAAUUUAUUGCUGCGGUUUUGAGAGAUGGAAUAUCAAACAGUUGGUAUAACUCCACUGGAAGCAUUGACAGUCUCAGAUAGAAAUAUUAUGAUGUAUUUAUACGGCGUGAUGAGGAGUUUGUGGAUCGAUGAAGUGUUAAUUGAUGAUAAGCAUUGCAUUUUUUUUUAAUUUUUGGGGGUAUUAUGGAGGUAUUAUUGUUUCCUUGGAGAUCCCGAGUUAUGUACAAUUAUUUAUAUAUAAUUCUAGAAAGAAUUAUGCAUGUUGAUAAGGUACGUACAUUUUGAAUGUACAUGUUUACUUUUGAACU
Molecule: messenger RNA, 937 nt
Organism: Asparagus officinalis (garden asparagus)
Lineage: Eukaryota; Viridiplantae; Streptophyta; Magnoliopsida; Asparagales; Asparagaceae
Product: deoxyhypusine synthase-like
Exons: 5
Coding region: 16-537 (173 amino acids)
Biological process (GO): peptidyl-hypusine biosynthetic process
Cellular component (GO): cytoplasm
Molecular function (GO): deoxyhypusine synthase activity
Source: RefSeq, a predicted model, not a curated record